CGCAUACGCUUGAAAUAUAUAUAUUAAGUCCCUCCUUAAAAGAAAAUUAUAUUUUGUUUGAUAAUCGUGAAUAGAACGUAUUUUUGUGUAGUAAAUUAUUUUAAAAUGAAAUCUUUUAUAUUUGUGGUGCUAUGUUUACUUUCGUUUGCAAGAGGAAUUCCAAAUAACUUAAGCGCAAGGAUAGCACCAUCAGCUUUGGGACAAAUUGAUUUUGGAGUGUUACCUACAGAACUAGUGGAAAAGUUAACCGCCAAAUUUGAUAAUGAUGAUAUGCCUAGGUUAGGAGACAUUUCUGUACUUGUAAAUGAAUAUGCAGACAAAAUUUUUGAAAACUUACGGACCUAUAUAAACAAAAAUGAUCUUAACAAUUUAGCUAUACCAAACGCAACAUUAAAGUUGGAACCAACUGGUACGAUUGAUUUAAGAAAUGGACACUUGGCAGACCUUAACACGAUAGGUAGAACGGGAAAUGUCGUAGUUGACUAUUCUUCAGAUAAAAAAAGCAUUUGGAUUUCACUCCCAAUGAGUUUUGAGGAUAUUAAGUUUUUCUACGAUUACCAUACCAAAGUACUUUUCAUUAGUAUUCAUGGAGGAGUACAUGGUUCUGUAACGGAUAUCAAAGUCAACGCUCAAAUAAGUUUUGAUUUCAUUACUAAUCACGCUUUUCUUGAACAUUACGAUAUGAAGGAUUCAGGGAAAGUUAGCGUCACAUUUACUGGACAUCCACUUCUUGAUUGGUUAACAGAUGCACUAACUUCUGUUGUCACCACUUUCUUGGGUCAAGUUAUACUAAACGUUCUGGCCAAAUUUAUAAGAGAAACUUUGAGGGCCAUAAUUGAAAAUUUGAAUGAAAUUAUCGACAAGAUUCUUCACCAUUGAUAAUUAUUUUAUUGAUAUUAAAUUAUCUUUUAAUUUUAAUUUAACUUGUAAGAAUGUGUAACUAUAA
Psylliodes chrysocephalus is the source of this 946-nucleotide messenger RNA. The record is from the annotation of a GenBank genome assembly. NCBI's taxonomy places the organism in Eukaryota, Metazoa, Arthropoda, Insecta, Coleoptera, Chrysomelidae.